AUGGAGAUUAGAGUGUUUUCAGAACUGGUAAACAAAAGUAGAGUUGCUGAGGAUUGUCUGAGAAAGGCGACAUCAGAUAAGAGUGAUCAGCGAAUUUUUGUUAAGAGAGAUCAGGGAAGGAACUUCGCCCCUAGAGGACAAUAUUUUAAGCGAGGCGGUUACACCCCACAACCACAUUUGGGUCAGAAUAACUUCCAGAGAUUCAGUAAUAAUAACAGCCAGGGAAGAGGCAAAGGAAAGCAAGCUCAGACCCCACCGAAUGAUUUAACUUGUAGGAGGUGUGGAAAGUACCACCCGAAUACUCCGUGCAGGGCUGGUUUAGGUGUAUGCUAUUACUGUGGUGAAGCUGGGCAUUUGUCUUGGAAUUGUCCAGAAAAGAAGAAGAAUCAAGAAGCUGGAAAGGCACAACAUCAGGGACGCGUGUUCACUAUGAUAGCGGAUGGUGCUGGAACCGCAGAUACUCCAAUUAGAGGUAAUCACGCACUGAUAAUCGAAAUUUUCGACUGCCUUGCAUAG
Arachis ipaensis is the source of this 516-nucleotide messenger RNA. RefSeq lists its product as uncharacterized. The record is from RefSeq and is a predicted model, not a curated record. NCBI's taxonomy places the organism in Eukaryota, Viridiplantae, Streptophyta, Magnoliopsida, Fabales, Fabaceae.